Molecule: messenger RNA, 2428 nt
Organism: Corylus avellana
Lineage: Eukaryota; Viridiplantae; Streptophyta; Magnoliopsida; Fagales; Betulaceae
Product: glyoxysomal fatty acid beta-oxidation multifunctional protein MFP-a-like
Biological process (GO): fatty acid beta-oxidation
Cellular component (GO): peroxisome
Molecular function (GO): NAD+ binding; (3S)-3-hydroxyacyl-CoA dehydrogenase (NAD+) activity
Source: RefSeq, a predicted model, not a curated record
GACGUUCGCCUGAUACACAAAUGCACAUACAAAAUAUUUAACCGUUUCUCAAUGCAAUAUCCCAAAGUCUUGGUCGUGGCCUCACUUAUAUAAAGAAACCCCCACAGCAAAGUUUUCCGAUACAGCUGCAGAGAGAGAUCAGAGAGACAGAGAAUGGGUAGCGGAGGAGCUGAAGGAAGAACGUUCAUGGAGGUGGGAGAUGAUGGGGUGGCUCUCAUCACCAUUAUCAACCCUCCUAUUAAUUCCCUCUCCUUUCAUGUGGUAGGCAGCUUAAAAGACAACUUUGAGAAGGCCUUACGAAGAGAUGAUGUGAAGGCAAUCGUGAUUACAGGUGCAAAGGGCAAUUUUUCUGGUGGCUUUGAUGUUGCUGCUCUUCAGGGAAUUCAAGCCGGAAAGAUCGAGAAAGAAGAAAGGCCUGGCUCUCUCGCUGUAGAGGUUAUUACUGACAUUUUCGAAGCUGCGAAAAAGCCUUCAGUUGCUGCCAUUGAUGGCCUUACUAUAGGCGGAGGAUUAGAGAUUGCAAUGGCAUGCCGUGCUAGAAUAUCUACUCCCACUGCACAAAUAGCCUUGCCUGAACUCUCCAUUGGAAUCAUUCCUGGAUUUGGAGGUACACAGCGGCUUCCUCGUCUUGUUGGUCUCCCAAAGGCACUUGAUAUGAUGCUGAAGUCAGAGCCAGUCAAAGGGGAGGCAGCUUAUAAUUUGGGUCUUGUGGAUGCCAUCGUUUCAGCUGAUGAGUUGGUAAACACUGCACGUCAAUGGGCACUGGAUAUCUUCCACAGUAGAAGACCAUGGGUUGUUAGUCUUCACAAGACCGACAAGAUAGAGCCCCUUUGGGAAGCAAGGAAAAUACUCAAGUUUGCAAGAGCUCAGACCAAUAAACAGGCUCCCAAUGUCAAACACCCACAGAUUUGCCUUGAUGUCAUCGAAGAGGGUAUUGUUUCUGGUCCCCGUGCCGGACUCUGGAAGGAGGCUAAAGGUUUUCAAGAAGUUCUGUAUUCUGUCACUUCCAAGAGUCUGGUCCACCUCCUUUUUGCUCAACGUGGAACCUCUAAGGUAGCUGGGGUUACUGAUAUUGAUUUAGUGCCAAGACGGGUGAAUAAGGUUGGUAUCAUUGGUGGAGGAAUAAUGAGCCCCGAAAUAGCAACGGCAUUGAUUCUUAGUAAUUAUCAAGUUACAUUGAAAGAAGAAAAUGACAAGUUCUUGCAGGAUGUAAUUGGUAAAGUCAGAGCUAAUCUGCAAAGCAGUGUGAAGGAAGGGAAAAUGUUUGAGAAGGACUUGGAGAAGACCAUAUCAACUCUCAAGGGUGUCAUUGACUAUGAAAGCUUUAAAGAUAUGGACAUGGUGAUUGAGGAUGCUAUUGAGAAUGUUUCUUUGAAGCAACAAGUUUUUGCUGAUCUUGAAAACUACUGCCCACCACAUUGCAUACUUGCAAGUAACACCUACACAAUUGACUUGAAUCUGAUUGGGGAGAGGACAAAAUCCAAAGAUCGGAUUGUUGGAGCUCAUUUCUUUAGCCCGGCUCAGCCACUUUUGGAAAUUGUUCGAACCAGGCAGACGUCUCCCCAGGUGGUUGUUGACUUGCUAGAUGUUGUGGAAAAGAUAAAGAAAACUCCAGUGGUGGUUGGAGAUUGCACAGGCUUUGCCGUCAACAGAAUGUUCUUCCCCUAUGCACAAGCUGCUACUUUGCUCGUGGAGCGUGGUGCAGAUCUGUAUCAGAUUGAUAGGGCCAUUACUGAAUUUGGAAUGCCAAUGGGCCCUUUCAGAUUGGCUGACAUGGUUGGUUUCGAUGUUGCAAUCGCAAAUGGCACGCAAUUUGUUCACAACUUUCCUGAGAGAAGUUAUAAAUCAGUGCUUGUCCAACUAAUGCGGGAGGAAAAGAGAGCAGGUGAGACUAAUCUGAAAGGGUUCUAUGUGUAUGAUGAGAAAAUCGAAGCUCGCCCGGAUCCCGAAGUAGAAAAAUAUAUUGACAAGUCAAGGACCAUUUCUGGUGUAACCAUUGACCCUAAGCUCGUGAAGUUACCAGAAAAGGAAAUUGUGGAAAUGAUAUUCUUUCCUGUGGUGAAUGAGGCUUGCCGAGUGCUAGAUGAAGGUAUUGCAGUAAAAGCAGCAGACCUUGACAUUGCUGCUGUUAUAGCCAUGGGUUUCCCACCUUACAGAGGAGGUAUUAUGUACUGGGCCGAUUCGCUUGGUGCCAACUACAUUUGUUCCAGAUUGGAGGAAUGGUCAGAGACGUACGGAGAUUUCUUCAAGCCUUGUGCCUACUUGGCUCAAAGAUCUGCCAAGGGGAUUCCUCUGAGUUCUCCGGUGGAGGAAGAAGAAUCUCCGUGGUAAGAUCAAUUUGCUCGUUGUGCGCAUGGCCCACUUUUUUGGUUAAGAUUGUUAAGAAUAUAUUAGAUAUUAUUCUAUGGUUAUUUACCUCCUUAUUUAC